Lodderomyces parapsilosis is the source of this 909-nucleotide messenger RNA. RefSeq names its product organic acid transporter (gene YMC1). The transcript has a single exon. Gene Ontology annotation, biological process: mitochondrial L-ornithine transmembrane transport. The coding region runs from base 1 to 909 and encodes 302 amino acids. NCBI's taxonomy places the organism in Eukaryota, Fungi, Ascomycota, Pichiomycetes, Serinales, Debaryomycetaceae. Gene Ontology annotation, molecular function: L-ornithine transmembrane transporter activity. The record is from RefSeq and is a predicted model, not a curated record.
AUGGCUAUCGAGAUAGAAGAGCCCUCAUUUGACAGCAAUGCUCAAGUAGCCAAGGACUUGUUUGCAGGAACAAUGGGAGGUAUUGCUCAAGUUCUUGUUGGCCAGCCUUUUGAUUGUGUCAAGGUAAGAUUGCAAUCGGCACCGGAAGGAACAUAUAACGGGGCGUUGGACGUUAUUAAACAAUUGAUCAAGAAUGAAGGGUUUGCUGGGUUUUAUAAAGGUACAUUGACUCCCUUGGUUGGUGUAGGUGCUUGUGUUUCCGUGCAAUUUUCAGUAAACGAGUUUAUGAAACGUUAUUAUGACCAAAAGCUUCAUGGAAAGCCGUUAAGCUUGGUACAAUUCUUCAAUUGUGGAGCUGUUGCUGGGUUUGCCAAUGGAUUUUUAACGUCCCCCAUUGAGCAUAUUCGUAUUAGACUUCAAACUCAGACAGCUGGCAAAAAAAUCUUUCACGGCCCUAUUGAUUGUUUUAAGAAGAUUUACCAGAUUGAUGGCUUGCGGGGUAUCUAUAAAGGUUUAGGGCCGACAUUGGUCAGGGAGUCAGUUGGAUUAGGUAUUUAUUUUGCCACCUAUGAAGCCUUGAUAGCCAAUGACUUGAAGAAACAUCCCGGUUUAACCAGAGCAGAAAUCAAGCCUUGGAAAUUGUGCAUGUAUGGUGGUUUAAGUGGAUACACUUUGUGGAUUUCGAUAUAUCCUGUUGAUGUGAUCAAGUCCAAGUUGCAGACUGAUGCUUUGAAGGGAGCGAAAUAUAGUUCCUCGUUGUCUGUGGUGAGGGAUGUCUUCCGUAAACAAGGAAUAAAAGGUUUUUACAAAGGAUUCUUACCAACAAUACUAAGGGCUGCUCCAGCAAAUGGUGCCACGUUUGCCGUAUUUGAGAUAACAAUGAGACUCCUUGGUGGAUCGCCGCAGUGA